AUGCCGGCCACACCACUGCUCGAAGUAGAGGAUCUUACUGUCCUUCGGGAUAACUCCUCUCCAUUAUUCUCCAAUCUCUCUUUCACCCUUUCCCCCGGUGAAGUACUGGUUCUACGCGGAGUAUCAGGAUCUGGGAAAUCGACUUUACUCAAAUGUAUAGCAAAGUUGAACCUAUACUCCAAGGGGAUAGUUCGAUUGCAUGGUAAAGAAUCUAAAGAAUGGGAUAUACCUGAAUGGAGAAUAAAAGUAGCUUAUGUCCCACAAAGACCAAGCUUGUUACCUGGUACACCCCUUGAUUUCUUAUCUACCAUACGUAGUCUGUCAGCUAGGAAGAAAGCCCUUCAAGCAUCGGAGUCCGAGGUCGACCCAAUGGACUUGGCUCAAGAUUGGGGGAUAGAUAAGCCUUUAUGGAGGAGGGAUUGGGGAACAUUGAGUGGUGGUGAAGCGCAGAGGAUCGCUUUGGCCGUUGCGGUUGGUAUAGGUGGAGCAGAAGUACUACUCUUAGAUGAACCCACUUCGGCAUUAGAUGCAGACAGCUCGGAUAAGGUCGAGAAGUCUUUGUUGAGCAUGUUACCUCCCUUGGAAGGGAGUUCGAGGCAAAAUGAACAUGUACAGCGGAAAGGAAAUGGGCCGAAGGCUCUAAUUUGGAUCACGCAUUCUGCGGAACAGGCCGAUAGGGUGGGGACUAGAUCAUUGGACUUGUCUCAGCAUUGA
Kwoniella mangroviensis CBS 8507 is the source of this 714-nucleotide messenger RNA. RefSeq lists its product as uncharacterized. Lineage: Eukaryota; Fungi; Basidiomycota; Tremellomycetes; Tremellales; Cryptococcaceae. Gene Ontology annotation, molecular function: ATP hydrolysis activity; ATP binding. The record is from RefSeq and is a predicted model, not a curated record. The transcript has 3 exons. The coding region runs from base 1 to 714 and encodes 237 amino acids.